AUGAGGCUCCUUCGGGUGCUCUGCUUGGCCAUUCUGGCCACCAGCAGCUUCUCCAGGGAGCAGGAGGGAGAAGCCACCCCCGAGGUCUCCAUUGCCUAUGAAGUCCUGGAGGUUUUCCCCAAAGGCCGCCGCGUUCUCAUAACAUGCAGCUCACCCCGGGCAGCCCCUCCCGUCACCUACUCCCUCUGGGGGAGCCAGGACAUCGAGGUGGCCAAGAAGGUGGUGAGGACCCGCAGCCCAGCCUCCUUCAGCAUCAACGUCACACUCAAGUCCAGGCCAGACCUGCUCACCUACUCCUGCCAGGCAGCCUCCACCUUGGGUGCCUCCGUGGCCAGUGCCAGGCUGCAGAUGUACUGGGAGCUGUGGGCCAAGCCAGUGUCCCAGCUGCAGGCUGACUUCACCCUGCGGGACAGAGGGUCAGGCCCUAGGGCAGAGAUGUCCUGCCAGGCGUCCUCGGGCAGUCCACCCAUCACCUACAGCCUGGUCGGGAAGGAUGGGCACGUCCACAUGCAGCAGAGACCACCCCACGGGCAGCCUGCCAACUUCUCCUUCCCACUGACCCAGACGUCGGGCUGGUUCCAGUGCCAGGCUGAAAACAACGUCAAUGUCCAGCUCAGCGCCCCCACACUGGUGCCCCCAGGGGAGCUGCCUCAGGGACCCAUCUUCAUGCUGGCUGGUAGCAUCACCUCCAUUGCAGCGAUCGCCUCUGGGAUACUGGGUGGGGCUGCGCAGAUCAGCUGCCCAUCACCAUCCAUCCAGGCCCUCAUGAACCCUUACCUGCAACUAGCAAAGGGUUUCUGGAAUUCCUCCGUGCCGGUCAGCCUGUGGCUCCUGGAGACCCACCUCUGUAUGCACGACCCCUGCUCUCCCCGCGCCCCCCACGCGCAGAGCCUAGCGCUAGCCUUCCCUGUUCCAGAUGCUCUUUUUGAGUGUGGGGGUUAG
Cynocephalus volans (Philippine flying lemur) is the source of this 942-nucleotide messenger RNA. RefSeq names its product chromosome 16 C17orf99 homolog (gene C16H17orf99). NCBI's taxonomy places the organism in Eukaryota, Metazoa, Chordata, Mammalia, Dermoptera, Cynocephalidae. The transcript has 7 exons. The record is from RefSeq and is a predicted model, not a curated record. Bases 1 to 942 code for a protein of 313 amino acids.